Nymphalis io (European peacock) is the source of this 2707-nucleotide messenger RNA. It is a transcript of the gene Vti1a, whose product is annotated as vesicle transport through interaction with t-SNAREs homolog 1A. Gene Ontology annotation, biological process: macroautophagy; retrograde transport, endosome to Golgi; intracellular protein transport. Gene Ontology annotation, molecular function: SNARE binding; SNAP receptor activity. NCBI's taxonomy places the organism in Eukaryota, Metazoa, Arthropoda, Insecta, Lepidoptera, Nymphalidae. The transcript has 5 exons. The record is from RefSeq and is a predicted model, not a curated record. Gene Ontology annotation, cellular component: ER to Golgi transport vesicle membrane; late endosome membrane; SNARE complex. The coding region runs from base 163 to 792 and encodes 209 amino acids.
ACUAUAAUUCUAAGGGAGUUUUUGACUUUGAAUAACAAUAAAAUUAUAUUAUAUACAAUCUUCAAUUCGAUCUUUGUUAAAUAGUUAUUUGGUGAAAGGUGUUUUCGUUUUAAUGUACAUUAGUGCCAGUGGUAUGAAGUUAUUUAGUGUUACUUCGAUAAAAUGUCUAACUUAAUUCAGUCAUACGAGCAGCAGUACUCUGUGCUAACAGCUGAUAUUACAGCUAAAAUAGGGCGAUUAAAAUCUGCUAACGAAGACGAUCGCGAUCAUUUGUCAAGAGAAAUCCAGUCAAAUUUCGAAGAAGCCAAUGAUUUGCUUGAACAGUUGGAGUUGGAAUACAGAGGCGCUGGCUCUGGGUCCAGAGUAGGAGCCUACAGAGCUGAGCUUCAGCGAGUCAGAGAGGAAUACCGAUCUGUUGCGAACAAUAGUGCAGCUUAUAAUAUAGACCAAGAGGAGUACGAUGAUUGGUCGAUGGUUAACGACCAGCGGCGGAAGCUACUAGAUAAUACUGAACGACUAGAGAGAUCCGGCAAGAAUCUCACCGAGGGAUACAAGGUGUUGCUGGAAACUGAACAGAUUGGGGCUGCAGUACUUCAAGACCUAAACGACCAGAGGGAAACAAUUCAGAGGUCCCGAGGGCGGCUGCGGGAGACGGACGCGCAGCUGAACCGCUCGUCGCGGCUCAUGAACAGCAUGCUGAUGCGGCUGCUGCGCGAGCGCGCCGUGCUGGCGCUGCUGCUGCUGGCCACGCUGGCGCUGGGCGCGGGCGCGCUGUACGCGUACGCGCCCUAGCACGAGGAGCCGGGGCACGUCUGCGUGCUCCGCCGGCCCGCCGACACCGGCUCCGUCGGGCCGCUGGCCAGCUUCUGCAUCGGGCUCGUGGCGGGCUCGGUCACCACUAUGACGGCGGUCUACUUCGUCUACAUGUUCCGGCGGCUCGAGAACCUCAUGAACGUGGUGCUGAACCGCGACGAGCGCAUGUGUCUGCGAUGGCUGUUCUCCAUGUAGACGGGCCGGUCGCCGGACGGAGAAGCUUAUAACGAUUUCAUUUGCCCUCGUACCUGACGCCGACGCCUGACGACUGGAUACCGAUGAUACUGCUCCAUGUAUAAAAUAUUCUUCAUUAAUGAUGAUAAAUAAUUAACCAGUUCGAUCAAACUGUUAUGAUAUAGAUAAUAUGCUAUUUAAAUUAUUACCUGAACUCGUUGCGAAUGUCAUUUGUCGUCCCGCCUUUAUGGCGCCCGACCGGCGCUGAGCACGCUGCGAUGCGAUCUCCUUAAUCUUAAUCAGUCGAAAAUAUAAUAAUAUUUAAGGAAACUAAUUCCAUUGUUAAGUUUUAUUUUUAAUCGACUCACUGUAUUUAAUAUGUGUCUAUAAUCACAUUUUAUUCAGUCUAUUGACAUUAGAUGUAAGAUAUUUACAUUGUUUAUCUGUGAUCAUUUGCAUUAUAGUUCUCAUGUUUGUAUUUUUUUUUGUUUUAUUAAAGUUAAAACAUUAUUUCUGAGACAAUUUAUUUACUUAAAAUAAUAGAGAUUCAUAUUCUAUACGUAAUAUUCUGCGAAAAGUUACAGUGAAAACACAUAGUGUAGAUUUAUUAUGAAAUCUCAAAUUCUGAAAAUUACCAGAACAUCCAAAGCUGGCUGCCAACGGCUUAAAGAUAUCUAUAAAACCUUUUUCGAGUAGUUAAUUUGUAAUUAAAAACUAAUUUUAAGGUUAUUUAUUUGUUAAUUGUAAAUUAUUUUAAUAUAUCUUAGUUGUAAUUUCCAUAUUAUAAUCAUAGCUAAAGCAAAAUAUUAACAUAGAUAUACAUAAAGUAAUCAAUAAUCCAAUUUAAAUUUUCAAGGCCAAAUGUAAUUGUGGCCAUAGACAUUUCUAUCCAUAGAUAAGUAAUCUUUCAUUAUAUAUCUCAUUAUCUCAUACUAGGUGAUUAGCGGCAGGGAUCGGAAUUAUAUUAAAAUUUAAUAAAAGGCUCAUAUCUAUAAAUACUAUUUAUAUAAUGUUGUAUAGACGGCUAUCAUACGUCAAAGUUCUUAAGUGUCCCACUUCUGGGUAAAUACCGCUCUUGUAAUCAUAUCAGUAUGUAGCUUGUUAAUACUAGGAAGAGAAGUGGUAACAGCUACACAUAGAUAGUGGAAAUGUACGAGUUUACUUGGUGGUAUCUUAGAUAUCUAAGUUGGUAGAUUAUUGUACAUGGAAAUGUUUAUCUUUUUUCCAAUGUCAAUGUCUAUGGUUGGUAAACAUGUUUGCCAACACUAAGACUGACUCGCUCAGUGUAUCAAUUUUUAAAUGAUAGCUAACACAUGACAUUGACCGAUCCCUGUUCAGUAGAAAUAUUAAUAAUUUAUGGCUUUACUAAUAAACGUUGCUUAUCGGCUGUUUAGUUGAACACUGAUUUGUCUCUUUGUAUCAUUACCGUUUGACAUUCGAAAGAAGAAGACGCAUCAUUGUUUAACUAUUCGCCAGCUAAACAACGGUUUUUAGUGAGCCACUCUUAUCAAUUAUCAUAUUAAUGUGUAGUAAAUAAGUGGAUCUUCGUAAUAUCGCUACUGUCUUUAUAGUUCACUAUGUUCAUUUAAUUUCGUUUAUAUUAUAUGUAUAUCUGUUUUAUUAUUUUGAUGAGAGACUGUCAUAUACUAUAGCUAGAAAAUUGUAGGUAGAUACUUAAAUUCACGCUAAGCUUCUGUUUAUAUGAUAAUAAAUUUACGAU